This is a messenger RNA of Cricetulus griseus (Chinese hamster), 5603 nucleotides long. The record is from RefSeq and is a predicted model, not a curated record. Lineage: Eukaryota; Metazoa; Chordata; Mammalia; Rodentia; Cricetidae.
GCUCGAGAGCAGAGAAUGUUAAACAACGAAGGAUGGUUUUCACUUCCACGUUUGGGGAGAAUUAGAAUGUUAUCAACAAGAGCAGAGGAAGUAGACAGACAGAUACACUGGUGUGCCAUGAAUGGGAUGUCAGUCAGCCACACAGUGUACAAAGACUAAUCUUUUGAGGCAACAACUUUGAAGAAGUAGUCAAGGCUAGUUAACGACCAGGAGAAAUAGAGUGGAAAAUGCAAAACAACGAAAUUAUUAAACCGGCCAAAUACUUCUCAGAGCUGGAGAAGAGCAUCUUGCUUGCUUUAGUAGAAAAGUACAAGUAUGUGUUGGAAUGUAAGAAAAGCGAUGCACGAACUAUUGCCCUCAAGCAGCGCACCUGGCAGGCACUGGCCCACGAGUACAACUCUCAGCCCAGCGUGUCGCUGCGGGAUUUCAAGCAGCUGAAGAAGUGCUGGGAGAACAUCAAGGCUCGGACCAAAAAAAUUAUGGCCCAUGAGAGGAGGGAGAAGGUGAAGCGCAGCGGGAGCCCACUUCUGAGUAACCACGUCCUGGGCAAGGAAAAGAUCAGCAAUAUGCUGCCGGAGCAGCUGUACUUCCUGCAGAGCCCGCCUGAGGAGGAGCCCGAAUACCACCAGGAUGCAGCUGUCCAAGAAUCCUUUCCUGUUUCAAAUAGAGAACUGUGCGAUGACGAGAAAGAGUUCGUCCAUUUUCCAGUAUGUGAGGGAACCUCACAACCCGAACCUUCGUGUUCAGCCGUCAGAGUAACAGCCAACAAAAACUACAGGAGCAAAACAUCUCAGGAAGGUGCUUUAAAAAAGAUGCACGAGGAAGAGCACCACCAGCAAAUGUCCAUCCUUCAGCUGCAGCUGAUCCAAAUGAACGAGGUGCACGUGGCCAAAAUCCAGCAGAUAGAGCGGGAGUGUGAGAUGGCAGAGGAGGAGCACAGGGUCAAGAUGGAAGUCCUCAACAAAAAGAAGAUGUACUGGGAAAGAAAACUGCAAACUUUUACCAAGGAGUGGCCUGUCUCCUCUUUUAACCGGCCCUUUCCCAACUCACCCUAAGACUUGGGGUUGGCCCCCUUGUAGUUAAUCUGUGUUGGCAAGUUUGGGAUGUGACCUUGGCGGUCGCUAGCCUGUAACAGACCUCCAACUAGGAGAAUUAGAGUGGAAGUAGUCACUUAUUUAAGAAUACAUUCAGGGAAACAGCUGCACCCCAUGUACCCCUCAAGUGGCCAAGAAGCUGUUACAGUCUCUGAAAAUCACCACUAUGCGUGCUAUAACUCUGAAUGUAAUAUUUCUUAAUUAGAAUUCAUAGAAGAACCAUGUGUGAGUGUUUUUUAUUUUAACCAAAUGCAAGUGUGAUGAUAAAGGAGUGUGGCUGGGGAUUUCUACUUGAUUUUUUGGUGUGGUUUUUUUUUUUUUUUUUUUUUUUUUUUUUUCUGCUGACAGUGGAGCUUUUUGCACCCAGAUAGAUGUAAAACCCUCCCACUGUAGAGGCUGCCCUGCGUGGCUCUUCUCCACCUUCUUGAUGUCAUCCUCUUGAGUGUGGAUGUUUGGGAAGCCCAGCUUUUGGAAGGGUAUUUCCUAAAGGGGCUCACAAACUACCUUUUAAGGCUUUCCCCAAAGAGGCUUUCCAAGUAGUGUCUCCCGCCAGUGGUGGCUUUAGUAGAAGUAGAGACAUAACAACUUUGCGGGUUUAAUGUUCCUUUAGGUUCCUACAUCCUGUUUAUUAAAAUUGUCUUAAAAUGUUAUAGUUACACUGUGUAUGUUUUAAAGGUGCUGCCAUCCCAGCCCAGACCCCGCCCAACUUUUUACUACUGAGUGAGUGGCUGCCCGUGAGUGGUUGCUCUGACUUUAUGUAGUCUCUAGCCUCCUUAGGAAAGGUCCUCUCUGGCUGUGCUCAUCAAGGUAUUAGCCGAUGGUAAUGCUGUAUUGCUGGUGUUGCGCUUCAGUCAGGAUUAGGCUUUGUAAGGAUCUGUUACCGACAUAUUUGGAGAUAUGGAUGGAUAAAUGGGUGUUUUGAUUGAGCUGUGAGGUUUCUGCUGUAGCCUAAUGUUAAAAAAAAAUAAAAAGACAAAAUGGCCCUUUAGAUCAUUUUGAGUUGGGGGUGGAAGUAGCUGGAAGCGGCAGAGUGACACUUCAGUGCCCAGGCAGAUGAGCAAUUUCUGAGAAUGAGUUUCUGUAUGGGGGAGGGGGAGUACAGUCAGGGCUGGUGUGCUAAGUGUGGCUCUGCCUGAAGGUGCUGUGUGACUCUGGCUAAUGCCCUAAAACCUUUACCUGGUGCUUCCGGUCCACAGAACAAGGGGGUUCUACAUAAUGUUUUGCUCCUGUUUCAGCUCUUUAGCCAUGGUGUGGCCUGUGCCACCCUGUGUGCACAAUGCUGACAUCAUGGCAGCCUGAGGGGCCUGGGUCUACACAGGGUUGUCUCCAGAAGUGAGUGGCCAAGCUUUGGAAUUUGGGUUUUGGGGCCUGUCAGGUUCUAUAAAAUUCUCACAAACUCCCAAUUUGGGCACUGCAUAAUUAUAAGCAGGUAUCGAUUUUGUACAUUGAAUCUAUUUUAAAUAUUUUAGAGGAAUUAGUCCAUUAUUUUAGAUAUAUCCUGCAAUGAGAUACUAGAAGUAGGAUCCUUUCCAUGAGGAUUUCUGUCCUUAGUUUUUAUUAAAUGGAUCCUUUGGAGAAUGAAGGGUUUUAAAGUCUCAAGUUCAGAUGGUAUGUGGAAGAUAGAAAUUGACUCCCGGUGUCAGGUUCAGGACAGAGACAGAAAGGUCUAAACACAAAUGUAAGAUGAAGACGGUUGCCUUUGCUUCACCUAUUGAUCCAUCAAAACAUCGUAUUAAUAUGAACAUCCCAGAGUAAGGCAUGAGAUGCUUUUUGUUUUUCUUACAAGUCCCAGGUUAUGCUUGGUCUGCUCAACACAUCUCUGAAUGACAGGACUUAAAGGGACCUUAGGAAGUUUCCCAUCUUUUGUAUACAGUGGUAUGGUGGUUAUGCUUUUCUAAGAGUUUAUAACUUAAACUCACAAACAGCAACACAGAAUAACAAAAAUUUCCCCAAACUGUAGUGCAUUUUAAUUGGACUAUAAAGCAUUGAACUAAUUCCUGACUGAACAAAUACGGGAUAAUUAAGCCAAAGUCUAAAGCCCCCUUGCUGUACUGCUAAUGGUAUUUAUGAGUUUACAAUAGUGGUUUGCAAUAUUUGACUAUGUGUUAGAAAUAAUAUUUUAAAAUAAUUAAUCCCACUGGUUCUCACUUCCAGCGGGUUCUGAGUCAGUUGACUUGGGGUGGGCCUGAUAGUAUUUUUGGAAACUUUGUAGGUGAUAUGAUGCAUAACUGAGAUUGAGAACCGCUCUGUGCAGAGUUCAUGGGAUGUAGUUCUGUUGGUUCUUAAUUCUACAAAGCCAUGGAGAAGGAAGGAAUUGAUGAUCAGAGAAGAACCUGUCUGGCAACAGGCCCAUAGCUAGUAAACAGCAAAAGAAAACUUCAGGCAGGACCUCUUGGUUCUGAAACAUACAGCCCCACCUGCUGUCUAUACCCUUUCUCUUGUGGUGGUAGCAAGGAUUUGUUUUAUGCUGAGACUGUAUAAUGUUACCGAGUGCUCGCUGAAGCAUCUUCAUUCAUGAGCAAACACAGCACAUCCUAAUUCAUUUUGCUUUUAAAGCCUUUUUAUUACCUGAGGUAGAAAGGCAAUAACCAUUUCUUGACAGGGAUUGUGGGGCAGAUACAUAUAAAAAAUAUUAAGAUAUGGUUCAACAUCAUGACAUUGCCCAGGAGGGCAGGCAGGCUUGUACGAAGCUGACCGUGGAUUUAACCGGUACAUAUCAUCAAAUGCUUUUUCAGUUGAUAGAAAACUAAGGAAAAUGAGGAAAGGAAUCACAGAGGGGUGGUGCUUGAAUUGAAUCUUUAGAGCUGACAUUUUUUGGCAGGUGGAGUUUGGAAAGCAGAACACAUCGCUAGGUAACGCAUAGAUGGGAGAGAGGAAAGUGAAGUAGAGGGGAGUUUUCAAAUUGAAUCAAAACUGUGUACCAGGAGGAAAAUUAGAAGAUGGGAUGGACUGAGAGGAGAGGAGACUGGAGUUGGGGAUUACAAGAAGAAGGCUUUGGCUUUGGUUAGGUGAGAUGUCAGGACCAGGAGGAGGUAGAGAAAAGGAGACCAGGUUAAAGGGUAGACUCAGACUUGGUGGUUGUUUUUGUUGGAGAGGAGUGGAGGGUGUUCAGAGCUAGACUGAACAAUAAUACUGAGAAUAAUACUGAUGACUGAAGUGAAGGGAUGAUGCAAAUGUCCUCUAGGACACAUGACUUGUCCUAGAGGAACCUAGGUACAAACACUGGCAGUUGUUCUCAGUUCUUUGGCUGUGCAGUGACUUUCUCCUUUUCAUCUGUCCUUGUUGUCCCUUCUUCCUAUUCACUUGAACUAGCCCUACAAGGUCCUUGGUCUUUGGACUCAUUUGCCACUGCCUGUCACUCAAAAGUCAUAAGAAAGGUGACCAGGAACCUUUGACACCUCAUUUGAUAUCUCUUACAUUGGAUUGCACUAAGAUGACCAGAGAAGACUUUUUUUUUUUUUUUGUGGUGGCCUCCAGUUUUUCUCUAGAUAGUUGGCACCCACCAAUUUGAGGUAUAUUUUGUUUUGGGGGGAGUUGUUUUCUUUUUUUUUAUGUCCCAUGUUGAAUAGAAAAAUCAUGCUUGGAAAAGGUUGGUGACUUCCACAUAUGAAUAUCACAGCUCUUUAAAAAAAAAAAUCAAAGAUGGGAUCCUACCCUGUGAGUCCACAAUUUAGGAAUGUUUCAAGUGUUUUGCUGGGACAAUCUUUAAAUGCAUUUUCCUUUUGUUUCACUUCAGAAGAGUCAGGAGGCAGAGAUGACAUGGCAGGAGAGUACAUUUGAGUUGUCAACAGUCUCUGCAGUGUCAGGUCAAUUACAUCAGCACUUGGUCUAGACCAGAGGAAAGGAAUGAUUGUGCCUCCUGGGAAUGUCACAAGGACCUGAUAAUUAUAUUUGGCAAAGCUAUGAGGAGUGGCUCUGUAAUGUCAUUGCUAAGAAUUAUCCUUUUAGUAGCCUUUCAGGAUGCCUGAGCUUUUCAGAUGGAUGGUACUUCAUUUCUGCAGUGCCUUCCUUCCCGCUGGGCUGUUUUCCAGGCAGUCCUCCUACUCCUCUGUGCCCUUGCUUGGUAUUUUCUCCUGUCUUCCCCUCAAGCCCCAUUUCUCCAGCCCCUUCUGCCCUUUCCACAGUUUCCACUCUCCCAUGCUAGAGGUGGAAGGUAUGAGGAUGCUGAUGCUGGGGAUGCUAGUGCUGGGGAUGCUCAAAGGAUGGCUCAUUCAGCACCUGAGGUAGCCUCAGUCCAUGCUUCCAUGACUUGCUUCCAGGCUGCGGUUGCUACCUUUGUGUUCAUGGGACUCAAAAGUCAUGGGAAAGGCGACCAGGAACCUGUGACAGCAACAAAUGCUUUCCCAAUUGUGCCAUAUAUUAUGCUCUUCCACACAGUUUACUAAUCUCUGCCUCAGUUUCUCCAUCUGUGAAAGUGAUGUAAUACUUAUCUACCUCCCUUGGAUGUUGUGAAGAUUAGUAUGUGUUGGUAAAGCACUUUUGAAAUAAAGAAUGAUAUCAAGCAUUUGA